AUGGAUGUAUUGAGAUUAUUAGCUACUUGUAUUUGUACUAGUGCGCGAAAUACUUAUUACAGGAGUGUUAUAAUUAAUAAAUAUGUGUUUGUUGUUAUUGUCAGAAGCCUUCAAACUGGAAAUGUGUCACUCACAUUAGCAGACGAAAUCAAAAAAUAUAAAACAGAUGCUCUUAUGGAAUUUUUACAGAGAGAAGAGGACUUGGAGCUUGAUGACUUGAAAGUUAUUCGUGAAGAAAAAGUUAAUGGGCGUGACUUUCUCAAGUUAACCGAAGAAAAACUUGAGCAACAUGGAAUGAAACUGGGACCUGCAUCGAGGCUUGCAGACUUCAUUAAGGAGUGUGCAAUCCGUCAAUUUCCACCAAAAACAUAUACACUCGAAGACGAUGAUGAGGAAUUGAAAUAA
This is a messenger RNA of Rhizophagus irregularis DAOM 181602=DAOM 197198, 405 nucleotides long. NCBI's taxonomy places the organism in Eukaryota, Fungi, Glomeromycota, Glomeromycetes, Glomerales, Glomeraceae. The record is from RefSeq and is a predicted model, not a curated record.